Uloborus diversus is the source of this 3509-nucleotide messenger RNA. RefSeq lists its product as uncharacterized. NCBI's taxonomy places the organism in Eukaryota, Metazoa, Arthropoda, Arachnida, Araneae, Uloboridae. The transcript is spliced from 12 exons. The record is from RefSeq and is a predicted model, not a curated record. The coding region runs from base 76 to 1347 and encodes 423 amino acids.
UGCAUCGUAGGAAGACGGUUCUUACAGUUACUUGAAAAAUCAAACUUGAUUAUCACUAAGACAAACAGAUUAAAGAUGUAUUGGAAAGCAUUUCUGCUAAUAUUGUCCCUUCUUGUUCCGCAACAUAUGUUUUCUCCUGUUUCUAGUAGAAGCGAAGACACAGAGGGAUUCGAUGAUGUAAAAGAUUUAGAAAGUCUUCGCAACGAAAAUGCUAAAUCAAACACCACAGAGAAAAUGGAUCAUGUAGACACAACAGUUGCUAAGGACGCAUCACCAUCUCCUCAUCCUCAUCCUGAAGGUGACGAAGAUCCAGAGAAUGAACUAGAACCUCAAGCUAACAGCAGAAGUGCUAUUUUUCGCCAUAGAGGAAUUACUCAAGCAAAAAAGAGUAAAUACACCGGAGACAAGAAUAUUCAAAUGAAUGGCGGCUACAAUAAAUAUGGAGGUAUACAAUACUCGCCUACUGACUUGGCUGCUUAUGUAUUUAGCACUGGCGAUGAAGAAGGUGUUGCAGUUGCAGUUGAAGAACUUGUUCGGGAGGGCAUGAUGGGACGAACCGAUGCAAUCAACUACCUUCAAGACGUAAAGCAGGUUCUGAACUAUCUGAAGGAACAAUAUGAACAACAGAAAAAAAUUCAAGAAUUUAAGAAUCAAAUGUAUUCUAAGCAGCAAAUCCCACAGAGAUUCCCUAAUAUUCCUCGGGAACAGUUCAUGCCACAGAUGCUUUUAAAUGAAAAACGUGAACAGCCCAAAGCUCCAGAAUUCCCACCUGCUGCUGCUCCCACUACUGAGGCACCUAAUCAGAUUGCCAUCGCAUCUACCACAGAGCCUAAAGGGAUAACGCAUUCUGCCAGCACGACUGUAAGACCUAAGUUGGAUUCAUCGACUAUGGAAUCUUUCAAAGAUGAAAGUAUAAAGCGAAGAUUGUCACAGCAAGUUGAAAAUUCUUAUGAAUUCACUUUUGAAGUCAUUUACAAACUUGCUAAGGAUAUGUUUGCUCAGAGUAUACUGAAAGAUGACCCUGUAGCAGAGGAGACACUUUCAAGUUUAGUUUCUUUCCUUGAGAGUGAAGUGGGAAACAAAAGGAUUUCACCAGAAAUGAAGGAGAAAGUUUUAGAGGUUGUCUCUCAUGCUCUCGUUGAUAGCUUGCGUGAGUAUGAAAGGAUGAUGCCUCAAAAUCAAGUACCGUCUAUUGAUGAAGGAAGUUUUUACCGUCAUCUCGCUGGACUAAGUGGAUCUCCAUCUCAAAGUGGUGGAAUGCCUGAAGCUUAUCGCAAAUUAUCUCUCGGAACUCAUAACGACGCUCUUUCCCUAGCAUCAAAAGCGAAUCGCCCGAAGUCAAGUUAAUUGGACAGUGGAACCAAUUGCGAAGACUUGAUAAAGUAAUUAGGCCUGUUUUACAAGAAGUUGCGGAAAGCGUCUCCCCUCAUAUCCCAACCACUUUCCUUAUUCCUGUAUGCAAAAGACCUGUUUAACCUACCCAUAUGCAUAUUAGUUUCGCUUGUCAGUUUGCACGAUGGCAUUGAUGUGAUACAAUACACUUCAAAGAGCGCUGCUGGCAGUCCGCUUGACACUGUCCAUUGAAAUAUAUCUGUAAUUACACUCUCAGCGUAGACAUAAUUUGUUAUCGCAAUUAAGGUUUGCAGUUGAAAUUUCAAACUGCAUAUAGUAAGUUUAAGAUUUUUUUCUCUUUUAUUGCAAAACAUGUAAUUAUUUCAGCUUCUUCUAAAAUUUGACUUGAGGGUUACAGGUCUUCCAUAGUUUUUACGAGAACGACUUUGAAUAGUGAUAAGAAGACGGUUUCAUGUAUGUUAUCUCGUAUUUAGGUAGUUAGAAAGAAUUAAAUUUAUAAAAUUUAUCAACUUAUGAAUCAAAAACAGUAUUUCAUAACAGUGAUGAGCAGUUAAUAAUGUAUGUAUCAGACAUUUUGAGGUACUGUUGAAAAUUUAAUUAAAAACCAAUGAAACAAAGAUAUUUUGUAGUAUUAAACAAACGCUACGUGCACUUAUGUAAAUAUGUGUGGAUAUAAACAUUAUUGAUAGCUCUUAUUUAAUUGCAUGGUACAUUAUAAUCUGAAGUAAAUAAUAUAAGGAUCGAAUAAAAGGCUACCUUUGUGUUGGAGAAGUUGCGUCAAAUUUAUCUUAUAUUUUUAAACAGAGGAUAUCUAAUUUUACACUCAAAAGCAAUAUUUAUUAUAGCGAUUUGAUUAUUAGAAUAUAAUCAGCAAAAAUUACACACAGUGCAAUUUAUGGCUGAUAUUUUUAUGUAAAUAACGGGUCAAUGAUGCAAAUAAAAAUGAAAAUGAGACUUGGAUUUGAUUAGAGAAGAAUUUUUCUUGAGUAGUUAAUACGACUACGAAUUUCAAGAUUUAUUUUUAACGGAUGUAAAUAAAAUUAUAUGCCUGUUUUUAUCCUAUAAAAAUAUCUUAUCUUACAAAUAUACAAAAUCAAAAAGAUUAUGAAAUAUUUAAAGACAUUGCAUAUCAAUUCGAAUAUUGAAUAUAACUGAAAUAAAUUUUUUCGGCCAGGUGAUAUUUAAAUGCUUAAAACCAUAUGUUUUUGAUGUAAAAUCAUAUUUUUUCAUCACUUUUUAAUCAUCACUCAAAUUCGAGGAAAAAAAAUUCAAAUACUUUUUUUUUCGAUUAUUUUUUAUACAUGUAAGAGAUGCAUCGGGUUUAUGUUAUUCUCUUUAACGUCAGUGAACGUCUUGGCAAGUAUAAAAAGUUGAGAGAUUGGAAAAUAACAAAUCUGAAUUUGAAUCAGUUUUUUUAAUUUGUUUUAUUUUUAUUUGAUCUCUAGGUCACUUUAUGAUUCAAAUAUUAAUUACAUAAAAAUUGUUUCUGCUUUUUUUCGGAAGUGAAGUAGAUAAUAUUACAUUUAACACCGUUUUAGUACAGCUAUCAUGAUACAUGUGCACUUAUCCCAUGAGUGUAUUAAUAUAACUAUAUUCGAAAUUUAAACACUCAAUUGGAUAUAAACUGGUUACACAUCACUUAAAUGUUCUUAGAACUAUCCGAACUAGAGGAUUAGUUCUGUUACAGUUGUAUGUUUCUGAGAUUUUUGUAUAACUUAUAUACCAAACACUAAAACACAGCAUUUUCCCUUAAUAUUACAAAAAAAGUUUUGUAGUUAGUAUAACGCAUACCGAAUACAAUGCAAAUACAACGUAUUUAUUUUGUUUGCUAUACCCCUUAGGUCAGUUACUAUAUCAUUGUAAUUAACAUUAAAAAUAUUCGCCUUCUUCACAACUUAUUCAGAGGAUAUAGAUAUCAAAAUGACACAAGGAUUUUGAAAUGUAACACAUAGAUUCUAGUCUUUACAGUGUAAAUAACGGAAAAACAUAUCUAUAAAUAUGAAAAUGUAACAAAAUCAAAAUUGUUCUUUUGUUCAUUUAAAAAAAAAAUAUGCUUUGAAAGUCAAUAACUGUAACAAUGCAAUCACAAAUGAUGUAAUUCUUUUCACAAUGUACAUUGCUUUGUGUAUGUUAAUAAACUGUACUGUUAUGUUUAA